AUGUCCAGCAGAAUCUUUUUCCGUUCGUUAGCAUCGUCUGCAAAGGCUGGUGUUAAGCCUCCUGUGCAAUUGUUUGGUUUAGAAGGUACUUAUGCUACUGCAUUGUUUACCGCAGCUUCAAAAUCCACAUCCAUUGAAUCGGCUGCUAAGUCUUUGGAAUCAUUAAACUCCACUAUUGCAACGGAUUCUAAGUUAGUCGGCAUUUUGUCUAACCCAGCUUUGUCGUCCGCCGACAGAUCCAUCGUUGUCAACACAUUGGUCUCCUCUACCCCUUCUAUGGACAAAUCUGUGCAAAACUUGAUCAAGGUUUUGGCUGAAAAUAAUAGAUUAAACCUUUUGAGCAGCGUGUACGCUCAAUUUGCUAAGUUGAACGAUGCCUACAAUGGUAUUGUUCAAGCUACUGUUACCACCGCACAACCUUUGGAAAGUAAGUUAUUCAAAAGGGUGGAGAAGGCUUUAUCUCAGUCCUCUCUAGUUGGAUCUGGAAAGAAGCUAAGGCUAGAGAACGUUGUUCAACCAGAUAUCCAAGGUGGGUUAAUAGUUGAAAUUGCCGACAAAACCGUCGACUUGAGCAUUGCCUCCAAGGUUAACAAAUUGAACAAGCUCUUGAGGGAAUCCAUUUAG
Molecule: messenger RNA, 624 nt
Organism: Eremothecium sinecaudum
Lineage: Eukaryota; Fungi; Ascomycota; Saccharomycetes; Saccharomycetales; Saccharomycetaceae
Gene: ATP5
Product: F1F0 ATP synthase subunit 5
Exons: 1
Coding region: 1-624 (207 amino acids)
Biological process (GO): proton motive force-driven mitochondrial ATP synthesis
Molecular function (GO): proton-transporting ATP synthase activity, rotational mechanism
Source: RefSeq, a predicted model, not a curated record